GUGGCCGAGCCGUGGCCCUGCCCGGCAGAAGCUCACAGUCUAGCGCGUAGACCGUGGUCAGCACACGUGUCCGGCCGAGAGAGGGUGCUUGGCGGGCUCGCCUCCAUGUCUGCGGCUGACUGGGAGUGUGGCGUGGACUCGGAUCGCUCCCACGGACCCGGCGCCCCCUGAGUGCCCGCGCUGUCCUGCCCCUCCCCUCGGUUCUGCCGCACUGGCCAUGCCUGUGCCCACAGAGGGGACCCCACUCCCUGUCCCCGUCCCAGCCUACUUCCGCCAUGCCGAACCCGGCUUCUCCCUUAAGAGGCCUGGGGGGCUCAGUCGGAGCCUCCCGCCCCGUCCCCCCGCCAAGGGCAGCCUCCCCUUCAGCCGGCUCUUCCCAGCCCGAACCCCAGGCUGGCACCAGCCGCAGCCCCGGAGGGUGUCCUUCCGAGGUGACAUCCCAGACACGCUGCAGAGCCCCGGCUAUGACCCCCGCCGGCCAGAGUCCUUCUUCCAGCAGAGCUUCCAGAGGCUUGGCCGCCUGGGCCAAGGCUCCUACGGGACAGUCUUCAAGGUGCGCUCCAAGGACGAUGGGAGACUCUAUGCAGUGAAGCGCUCCGUGUCGCCCUUCCGGGGCCCCAAGGACCGGGCACGCAAGCUGGCCGAGGUGUGCGGCCACGAGAAGGUGGGGCAGCACCCGCGCUGCGUGCGGCUGGAGCGAGCCUGGGAGGAGGACGGGCUGCUCUACCUGCAGACGGAGCUGUGCGGCUGCAGCCUGCAGCAGCACUGCGAGGCCUGGGGCGCCGGCCUGCCCGAGGCGCGCAUCUGGGGCUACCUGCGCGACACCCUGCUGGCCCUGGCCCACCUGCACAGCCGCGGCCUCGUCCACCUGGACGUCAAGCCCGCCAACAUCUUCCUUGGGCCCCGGGGCCGCUGCAAGCUGGGAGACUUCGGGCUGCUGGUGGAGCUGGGGGCGGCGGGCGCGGGUGAGGCCCAGGAGGGCGACCCCCGCUACAUGGCCCCCGAGCUGCUGCAGGGAGCCUACGGGACUGCUGCUGACGUGUUCAGCCUGGGGCUCACCAUCCUGGAGGUGGCCUGCAACAUGGAGCUGCCGCGCGGCGGCGAGGGCUGGCAGCAGCUGCGCCAGGGCCACCUGCCCCCCGACUUCACUGCUGGCUUGUCUCCUGAGCUGCGUUCCGUCCUCGUCAUGAUGCUGGAGCCUGACCCCAAGCUGCGGCCCACCGCUGAGGCGCUGCUGGCCUUACCGGCGCUGCGACAGCCGCGGCCCUGGAGCGCCCUGUGGUGUGCGGCGGUGGAGGCCUGGCGCCGAGGCCGGGCCCUUUGGCAGGCUCUGGUCACCCUGCUGUGCUGGCUCUGGCACGGGCUGGCCCACCCUGCACGCUGGCUCCAGCCCCCUGGACCCCCCGCCACACCGCCCAGCUCCCCGCCCUGCAGCCUCCUGGACGGCGGCCUGUCUGGCACCUGGGACGAUGGGAGCAUAGGGCCUUCGCUCUCCCCAGAGAUCCUGGCCAGGGCUGCCAGCACCACCUCCACCCCCCGCAAUGGCUCUGCCUCCCGGAGCAGGGACGCCCUGGACCUAAGUGACAUUGACCCCGAGCCUGCACAGGGCUCCUUCCCCUCCUUUGAGCCACGAAACCUCCUGAGCCUCUUUGAAGAGACCCUAGGCCCCGCCUGA
Molecule: messenger RNA, 1675 nt
Organism: Sorex fumeus (smoky shrew)
Lineage: Eukaryota; Metazoa; Chordata; Mammalia; Eulipotyphla; Soricidae
Gene: PKMYT1
Product: protein kinase, membrane associated tyrosine/threonine 1
Exons: 8
Coding region: 218-1675 (485 amino acids)
Biological process (GO): protein phosphorylation
Molecular function (GO): protein kinase activity; ATP binding
Source: RefSeq, a predicted model, not a curated record